Octopus bimaculoides (California two-spot octopus) is the source of this 3606-nucleotide messenger RNA. RefSeq names its product cyclic AMP-responsive element-binding protein 3-like protein 2. The record is from RefSeq and is a predicted model, not a curated record. Gene Ontology annotation, molecular function: DNA-binding transcription factor activity, RNA polymerase II-specific; cAMP response element binding. Gene Ontology annotation, biological process: regulation of transcription by RNA polymerase II. NCBI's taxonomy places the organism in Eukaryota, Metazoa, Mollusca, Cephalopoda, Octopoda, Octopodidae.
AUGGAUAUGCAAAGGAAUGAAUUCCAUAUGCUGAGUGAAAAAUUAAUUGAGCCAUUUUUAGUUAGUUUCAGUUGUCACACUGUGCUGUUCCUUGUAGGUGUGACAAUCACAAUCGUUUUAAGUAAUUUUAAUAUUUUCUUUUUUUCAGAUAUUGACACUGAUAUUUUUGACUCCAACCAUGGUGCACUUGAUCUUUCUCAAAAGAACUAUGCUCCAGCACAGAUCAUUAUAAAACAGGAACCAUCAGAAAAGGAAAAAAUUGCCAACAGUACCAGAGCUAGCAAUAAUACCAACAUAGCAACAGUUGCAAAUAUUACUAACAGUAUCAGUAACAAUAGCAGCAGUUGUAAUAACAUUGUCAGUGCUAUAAAUGCUAACAUCACAAAUAUCAGCGAGGAUGACAAUAAUAUCAUCAGUAACAGUAACUCUAUUGACAGCCCACUUUCAAACAGCACUACUCUGCCCACUUCCAAUGUUCAGCCAACACUGAUAUUUAGCACAACAACCAGCUGUCCAGUGAAAACAGAGACCCCAAUUUUACCAAACAUAUCAAUAAAAUCAGAACCUACAGAAUUUAUGGAUACUAGUUCAGAUCAUUCAGGUUAUGAAUCCAUGAAUCUUCCACCCACCCCUCCCAGUAGCAACACCAGUGACAGUGAAGGUAGCUUCAGCCCUCUGCGUUCUGCACCAUCAAGUCCAGUACGGCCAGUAUCAACAGCAAAGCCACUUCCAUCCAACAGUACUAAACAUAUUUCUCAACCAUUGUUUACUAACCCGAUCCCUCAGUCUGGCUAUCUUGUAUUAAGUGAAGAAGAGAAGAGGACAUUAAUUGCUGAAGGUUACCCUAUUCCAGGGAAGUUGCCACUAACCAAGCAAGAAGAAAAAAAUCUAAAGAAAAUUCGCCGGAAAAUAAAGAAUAAGAUAUCUGCUCAAGAAAGUCGAAGGAAGAAGAAAGAAUAUCUAGAAACUCUAGAGAAACAAGUUGAAGCAUUCACGCAAGAAAAUGUGGACCUGAAAAAAAAAGUUGAUUCUUUAGAGACUAACAACAGGUCACUCAUUGGUCAGUUACAGAAACUUCAAGCUCAGUGUGGGAAAAUCCCACGAUCCAGUUCAGCCUCUUCCACACAGACUGGGACUGUUCUCAUGGUUGUCGUGCUGAGUUUUGCUGUCUUCCUCGGCAGUUGGGCACCAACAUCUCUGAACAUUGGUUACUCAUCUCCGUCGAAUCAACCUGAUAUCUUCUAUUCUAAUCCACGUCCUAUGCAUCCAUCACCUUCAAUGGGGCCACAGUUGCAGAAUGUCCGAGUGGCUGACUAUCCAUCUCAUAGCAUGAAAUCACGUGUACUGUUGUCUGUUAGAGACGAGCUUGAAGGCGAUGGUUUGUUUGGUCCCAAUGUUCCAAUGAAGAAUACAGCAGACCACCAUGCUGACUCUCCUCUAAAGGCCAAUAAAAGCCAUAUGGGAACAAAGCCAAUAAUGUGGCAACUGUUAUCUUUCAAGGUGCCAUAUAUUGUCAACUUUCCCCUGACCAAUAGCUCCAGAUUGGAAUUACCAUUUUCAAUUGCCCUACAAGAUAAUUUCCACAACAAACAAGCUGCGACUGGAUAUCACAACUUCUGCUGAGAAUUUACUAAUUUUGGCAUCUGGUAACACUACUGCUAAAAUUGAAAAGCCCUUAAUAUGGACAGUUAACAAAGAUUUAUAAUUAUUUUUCUUUUCUUCUUUGGGUUUUUCUCUAAGACUUUAUUACAUAAACUGGAGGCUGUCAUGCAAGAGAACUAGAUUUCUUUAUCUUUCUUUUCAAUAUUGUAUUCUUCCCCCCACCCUUCUUUUUCCUCUUCUCUCAUGUUCAUGUGAUAACUGGUAAUACAGAAUACCCUGUGGCAUAAAUAUAAUGUCAACAUCACAAUACAUAGUUUACAGCAUUUCUUGUUGAAAGGUUCUUUGCAAAUCUUUUGGCAGAACUAACAUGUGAAAGAAGUAAGGUGUGUAUUCUUCAUCAUUGCUUCUUUACACCUUCAUUUAUGAUUGAGGAAUGGGGUGAAAAAUAUGUUUACUGCUGUUGUAGUUUCUAAUUAAAUUAUUGUAGAAAUGAAUUGGUCGAUUUAGAUAUUAAAAUCUUGUUGAGUUAUCUAAACUCUAUGUAUAAUACAAGGUAGGGAACAUUUAAUAGGUCUGUUUUCAUUCUGACUGUUGUCUAUAGCUUACUUGCUAUAAACAGUCUGGUUGAAUUUCCCAAUAACUGAACAGAUCUUUUUCUCUAGCUGCUAUUUAAUGUGUCUCUCCAAUUUUACAAUUUUUCUUGCCUUCCACAGUUGUGCCAGUGGGGUUAGGGAAAGUGGAAAUAGAGCUUUCACCUUUGAAGUUGAUUUAAUGUUGCAGUAAUCUGCAUUAUUUAAUUUUUGUUUUAAAUCCAGGGACCACAUAAGUGCUGUGCAAGCACCUCCCACUACAUACAUUUAUCGUCUUAAAAAUUAGAUCUCUCUUCCUCUACAGACAAAACAUAACAUUGCUUAAUAAAUUUCAAUUAAAAAAAUAAAAAUUCUACAUGAAAGUUAAAUAGUAACCAAAGAUCCAUCUCAUUCCUCUUGUUGAUUACAUAGAACUUGCCAGUUUUCUUUUUCAUGUCUACUAUCUCGGGGACUUUAAUUCCCUAGGGCCUACUUUUAUUCUCUAGAAUUUACUAUACUUGAGGCCUUUUAUGUUCUGGAUGGUUUUACAAGUAAAAUCUGUUAUAUUUUAAAUGUUACUAUUGAAUAUUUUUUUAGUAUUUCCAGAUUAUCAAAAUUAUAUAAAAUUCAAUGAAUUUGAUAUGUAUAUUUGUGCAAUAGAAGCUAAUAGAUACUAAAAGUAGAAACUUAUUUUUUCUUCUAAAUUAUUUUCACAAAAUGUAUUGAAACAAAAACACAAAAAGUGGAAUUUUUUAUGUAUGUAAAGUAAAUAUUUUUAAUAACUAUAAAUAAUUGACAAAAAAAGAUUAAUUAAAGUAAAAUUAUUUUUAAAAGGCUGCCAAACUAGCAGCAUCACUCUUGUUAUGUGAGAGAAUUCUACAGAAGAAUCUUACUGGUUCAAAAAGUUAUGUUCAUGAUAUUGUGUUGGUAAUAAAAACACACAUUUGUUGUCUGUGUGUUUUCCUAUAAUAUUGUUAAAAUAUCAAAUGAAUAUUAAAGAUAUAUAAAUAUAUGUAUAUUUUUACAAACAUAUGCAGGCACGCUCUCUUAAAUCUGAAAAUUGUACCUUCAUAAUAAUCACUGUUAUAAAAUUAAAACAAAUCUUCUCUCUACUGUGGCCCAUCAUUCUAUCAUGUAAUCAACCCACACUUGUUUUCCAUCCAUAUCACAGAAAAUAAUAUCAUUAAACUAUAUUUAUGAAUGUCUUUUUAUCUCGUAUCAUCAAAUAUGUCCAUUUAUUUUCUUCAUAAAAUAUUUUAUUAUUCAUGGUUGAAAGGUUGAUAUUUUGAUAUUUUAUGGCAUGCUGUUAUAUGCAUAAGAUGGCUCCCAAAUCAGCCCAUACAUUCAAUACAUAAUGAUAUAUGUAUAUAAAUCAAUUUACUUUGUUGAUAUUCAUUCCGAAGACUAUAAAUAAAACAAUGUAUGGGCAAAGUCA